AUGUUUUCCAGAGCAUUCAGUCGUCACUAUAGAGCCACCGUAUUGAGAUGGGCCGUUCCGGUCUCCGGAGUAGCCCUCGGGACCACUCUGCUGGCCACGUACUCGAAACCUGUCUUCAACGACACCAGAAGAAAAAAACGCAUUGUCUUCCUUGAUGACGAGGAGGACGACGACGAGGAUCUCGAAGAGAAGAGAGAAAGAGAACGCCAAGAGGCAAUUGCUAAUAAACCUCCUCUCUCGUCGAUAUUCUCGCUCACGGAUUUCGAAACCAUUGCCAAGAAAGUGCUACCAUACGGAAUCUGGGGCUACUACUCUACUGGUUCCGAUGACGAGAUCUCGUUGAGAGAAAACCAUUAUGCUUACGGCCGGAUUUUCUUUAGACCUCAAUGUUUGAUGGACGUUAGUGAGUGCUCUUUGGAAACAGAAAUGCUCGGCACCAAAGUGUCCGCACCUUUCUACAUCACCGCUUUUGCAGGGUCUCCUUCAGCCAAUCCUCUUGCCGAAAGAGCUUUGAGAAACGCUGCUGGCCUUGAAAACAUCAUCCAUCUUGUUCCGUUCCAACUGUCGUUCCCUGUCGCCGAGUACGGCGCUGGUGUCCUUCCAAGCCAGCAGAACUUCUACCAAUUACAUUUCUACACCCAGAAGCAGUUCGAUGAGGCUCCACAGUUCCUCGAACAGCUGAAAAAAGACCUGCCUAGCGUCCGUGCCGUGUUUAUCAACGUCGACCUGGCCGCUCUCGGUAACCGUGAGAAGGACUUCAAGAUCAGAGCAAGUCUCGAUCCGGACUCUGCCAGCGAUGUUGAAGGGUAUGCUGCCCAAGACGCGAAAUAUUUCACAGUCACUUGGGAUCACAUCAAAAAAAUUAAAGAAUCCACAGACUUGCCAAUUGUUCUAAAAGGAGUGCUCAACAAGAACGACGUGCUUAAGGCGGCCGAGGCCGGUUUGGCUGGUGCUUUGAUCUCCAGCCACGGUGGUCGUCAGUUGGACUUUGCUAUGCCUACAAUCGAGAUCCUGGCCGAGAGUAAGCAGCUCCUCAAAGAGAAAGGACUCGAUAAGAACUUUGAGUUGUUCAUCGACGGAGGAAUCAGAAGAGGUUCCGACAUCAUCAAAGCUCUCUGUUUGGGAGCCUCGGGUGUUGGUCUCGGAAGACCAUUCCUGUACUCCUUGGCCAGUUACGGUGAACCAGGUGUUCAAAAAGCUAUCCAGAUCCUCAAGAAGGAGAUGAUCAGAGACAUGCAACUACUGGGUGUCACCUCGAUCAGCCAACUGAACGAGGACAUGGUGGAUAUCACCUCUUUAAAGUACAAGGGCCUGCAAGUGAGAGACUCCUUGUAUGAUCAAAAUUAUACAGAAAUGCCAGGACCAGUCUUCAAGACCGAGUGA
This is a messenger RNA of Ogataea philodendri, 1383 nucleotides long. RefSeq lists its product as uncharacterized. NCBI's taxonomy places the organism in Eukaryota, Fungi, Ascomycota, Pichiomycetes, Pichiales, Pichiaceae. The record is from RefSeq and is a predicted model, not a curated record. Gene Ontology annotation, molecular function: L-lactate dehydrogenase (cytochrome) activity. Bases 1 to 1383 code for a protein of 460 amino acids. The transcript has a single exon. Gene Ontology annotation, biological process: lactate metabolic process.